Messenger RNA from Penicillium mononematosum, 495 nucleotides. RefSeq lists its product as uncharacterized. The transcript has a single exon. The record is from RefSeq and is a predicted model, not a curated record. NCBI's taxonomy places the organism in Eukaryota, Fungi, Ascomycota, Eurotiomycetes, Eurotiales, Aspergillaceae. The coding region runs from base 1 to 495 and encodes 164 amino acids.
AUGCUGACCAAACAGCCCCCGACAAUGUCUAUGGGCUGGGUAGACCGCCGAGAGACAUAUACCGGCAAGAUCUCUCUGUGCCGGUGGGAAAUUUCACUGGAAGAGUACGGUGGGCUUCGUAUGAACAUGCUUUAUGAUCUGGUUGUCAGAUCCUCGGAUGAGGCGGCAACGUUCUUUUACUGGAGGGUGCAUUGGAGCCAUCCUUGCGUGGAAAGGUGUUCUAUCGGGUGUAUUCCGGACAUCCAGAGGGCGAGGGAACCCUACUAUGUCGAAGCGAUGAUGUCGGCCAAUGCACAGACGGACAUCGUGCUUGAUACGUGGAACUCGCCAUAUCUUUCCCGUCAUCUUUGGUCACAAUUCGGUGAGGUCGGUGAGGAUACUUGGACGUGGGACUUGGUACGGGGACUUCAGUCGCCGAUGGGAGAUCUGAAUCUUGAUGUGGUCUAUGCGUCGAGAAAACGCAAGGAGGUGCAGAGCUGGCAUGUGCGCGUGUAG